Molecule: messenger RNA, 1575 nt
Organism: Didymodactylos carnosus
Lineage: Eukaryota; Metazoa; Rotifera; Eurotatoria; Philodinida; Philodinidae
Source: the annotation of a GenBank genome assembly
AUGACAUCACCAGUAACAACAAUCGCACCCAAAUCUUCGCCAUCAGCGUGUUAUUCUAGUCACGAUUCAGAAGUACCCUCGAGUCAAGUAGCGCAUGCCAAUAGCCUUCUAACAGCAGCUGCAGCUGCCACUCAUCCACUUUAUUAUAAUCCACAGUUUUUACUCAAUAAUUUACAAGUGCAACCAGUAAAUGCUCAAAGUCAAUUAUUAUCACAACUUUUACUCACAGGUGGAGCAGCGCUUCCAUUUAUGAUUGCUGGAGCUCAAAAUAAUGCAACUUCUGUUGCUGCUGCACUACAAUUGUUGACGAGUACUGGAUUACUACAAAAUUUAUUUUCGCCUAUUUGGCCAUCUCAGAUUAAUUCAAACACAGACAGCAAUAAUAAUAAACAAGGAAACGUUGUUAAUAAUGUUCAACAAAUACUGAUUAAUGCAGCAGCUCAAAAUCAGUUGUUGCUACCAACGGCGACAUUUAUGGCUGCUCCACAACUCUUACAAACACAUCAACAACAACAACAAAAUACACCAAAUAGUGCCAUUUAUCAGCAUAAUAAUGAAGAACCACUUACACUUACAAAAAUUAGUAAAUCGAAAAGUAUUUCCAAGGAAAAUUCGAAUAAUGACAUCACACAAUUCAAGAAUAAUGAAGAUAAUAACAGCAGUGAAAAUGAAAAAUUAGAUGAUGAUGAGCCAACAAUCGCUUCAACAUUGGCAGCAUUACCAGAUCGAAACAAUCAAACAAUUGGAACAACAGUGGAUGGAAUUAAUUUAGAUGAAAUGAAAGAAUUUGCAAAACAAUUCAAAUUACGUCGACUCGCAUUAGGUCUUACGCAAACACAAGUCGGUCUAGCUCUUAGUGCUCAGCGAGGUCCCUCCUAUUCUCAAUCAGCAAUAUGCAGAUUUGAAAAGCUUGAUAUCACGCCAAAGAGCGCAACAAAGAUCAAACCGGUUCUCGAACAAUGGAUGCAUGAUGCAGAAGUUAAAUUUGGAGACAGGUUGAAAAAUGGUCCUACUAAUUUACAUGAAUUAAUGACUGAUUUGAAUGCAAAAAAACGUAAACGACGUACAUCAUUUACUCCACAGGCAAUAGAAAUUCUAAAUGACGCUUUUGAAAUCAAUACACAUCCAUCAGGUGUGGAGAUGACAGCGUUAAGUUCACGUUUAAAUUACGAUCGUGAAGUAAUUCGAGUAUGGUUUUGCAAUAAACGUCAAGCAUUAAAAAAUUCAAUCAAAAAGUUAAAAGGAAAGGCAAAGCAUUUGACAUCUGAAGACGAUGAUGAUGAUGAAACUUCUAAUCCAUCAUCAACAAUCUGUUCUCCAUCAUCUUCUUCAGUAUAUAAACAACCACAACCAGACAGUACAAACCAUUCCGACGGCGAAGAUGAUUUGUUAUCUAAUGAUGACGAUCAACAACAACAACUACAACUACAACAGCAACAACAACAAUGUGUUUUAAAAGAAUUACAAGAAAUAGCUAAUAUAAAAUCAACUAAUACAAAAGCUCAAAAUCUGAAUGAAUCAAAGCUGUUGUCCUCUUCUCAUAUUGCGAAACACUUUGAUGAUAAAAAUGAAUGA